AUGGAUGCAUUGUGUGGGGUAUUGGCAGAUCCCACUAGCAGAGGAGACCAAGCCCUUACAACAUUCAUCACGCCCUAUGGUCGGUAUCGCUAUCGUCGUUCUCCUAUGGGAUUCAGCGCCUCAGGAGAUGCCUACUGCAGGAGAGAAAAGUUUAUCAUUGCAAGCCCUGCUGUAUCAUUUUGUGGAUACACAUUAUCUGAAGAUGGAAUUGCAGCUGAUAAGGAGAAGGUUCGAGCUAUAUCAGAGUUCCCGAAGCCAGCAAAUCUGACAGAUUUAAGGUCAUUCAUUGGCCUUACUAACCAGUUGACAGAUUUUUCACCCAAUCUUGCAGCUGCAGCAGAUCCACUUCGACCACUAAUGAGCCCCAAGAGAUCCUUUACGUGGACGGCAGAUCACGAUGCUGCCUUUGCCAGUGUUUAA
Messenger RNA from Macrobrachium nipponense, 420 nucleotides. RefSeq lists its product as uncharacterized. Bases 1 to 420 code for a protein of 139 amino acids. The record is from RefSeq and is a predicted model, not a curated record. The transcript is spliced from 2 exons. Lineage: Eukaryota; Metazoa; Arthropoda; Malacostraca; Decapoda; Palaemonidae.